Messenger RNA from Priapulus caudatus, 1850 nucleotides. RefSeq names its product neuropeptide Y receptor-like. The record is from RefSeq and is a predicted model, not a curated record. Gene Ontology annotation, biological process: G protein-coupled receptor signaling pathway. Lineage: Eukaryota; Metazoa; Priapulida; Priapulimorpha; Priapulimorphida; Priapulidae. The transcript has 2 exons. The coding region runs from base 255 to 1406 and encodes 383 amino acids. Gene Ontology annotation, cellular component: plasma membrane; neuron projection. Gene Ontology annotation, molecular function: neuropeptide binding; neuropeptide Y receptor activity.
UACAAACGGCUACAAUGGCUAUUUUAAGUAGUGCGUCUGAGAACAGCCCGCAUGAUCGGAUCCUACAUUGUGUUCGAGAGCAAAUAAUGUGUGUUUCUUACGGAUAUAUAUGCUUUACGGGAAUGCCUAGUGCCAGAAUCGUCCAACGUUCAGAGUUUUCUCGAGGAUUGAAUUUAUUUUUAUAUGGGAUACAGCUGACGAUAGUGUGAUAAUUGAAUGCCACGCUGCGGACGUGAACGAGCCACCUUUGCAACAUGAACGAAUCGAACAGCACCGACCUCAACGCGUCGGUCACCGACGGUCCGUUUGGCGGCACGUACUUCGAGCAUCCGCUGCUCAAGGCUUUCAUCUGCGCCAUGUACGCCGUAAUCUUUCUCGUCGGCACCUCGGGAAACUUCCUCGUCUGCUUCGUCGUCUACCGCAAGCAGAACAUGCAGACGGUAACGAACAUCUUCAUCACGAAUCUGGCCAUCUCGGACAUGUGCCAGUGCAUACUCUCGGUGCCUUUCACGCCGCUCUCCGGCUACAUGCGCUCGUGGGUCUUCGGUCGCGUGCUCUGCCACGUCGUCCCGAUGGUGUCCGGAGUCGGUGUGUUCGUGUCGACGCUCACGCUGACUGCAAUCGCCCUCGACCGUUACAUCGUCAUCUGCUACCCGUUCAAGCCUCGCAUGCGAAUGUGCACGUGCUUGCUAGUGAUAUUCUGCAUCUGGUGCGUCAGCGUCAGCUUCUCACUGCCGAUCGGCCUGCACAUGGUGCUGACGCCCGACAACCAAUGCAACGAGGAGUGGCCCGACCAGGCGCAGAAGAUCUACACGAUCUGCAGCUUCGCCUUGCAGUUCGUCAUUCCGCUGACCGUCAUCUCGUUCUGCUACAUUCGCGUGUCGCUGAAACUCAGCCGACAGGCGAAGAAGCACGUUGGCCAGCGCUCGUCGAAGCGCGAAGAGCAGGACCUGAAGCGCAAGGCGCGGCUGAACCGCAUGCUAAUCGCGAUGGUGGUGAUGUUCGGAGUGUGCUGGCUUCCGCUCGACAUGAUACAUCUCCUCAUGUUCGCGCUCGGCGAACCGUUCACCCAGUGGCGCUACUUUCUCAUCGUGUUUCUAGUGUGGCACAUGCUCGCGAUGAGCCAGACCUGCUACAACCCGCUGCUCUACUCGUGGCUGAACGAGAACUUCCGUAAGGAGUUCAAGGACGUGCUGCCGUGCUUUUCGACGAACGACGGCCAACGCGACCGGAGAUCAAACUCCACCUAUAUACAGACAACUGCGUGCAAUGGCAGCUCCCCGCAACCAAACCAUAGCCUUCUGCAGCCAGGGGCAUGCUGCGACGAGGAGAUCAUAAAGCCGAACAAGGCCGUCUAUCACGUAAACGAAGGCAAAGUAACGCUUAAAAAUGCAGACGAGAACUAAUGUGAAAGUCAGGAGUCAGAGCACGGCAUAGUGAAUUAGUAUCGUAGGGUUGUAAUCUAUAUAGUGUAAGCGACGAUGAUGGCGAUUCUAUAAAUAUUCCUGCCGUAUUUUGCUUGGUAAACAUUCAGCAUUGCACCACAAAAGAGGAAAGUCGAGAGAAAUCAUUGUGUAUAAAUGCAUGUAUACUUCGUUCUUCUAUAAUGAGGCUUUGUACCUAACAUUAUAUGAAUAACAGCGACUGUCACUUAGCCUAUACUUAGUAGACUACGAGUGGUACUAAUAAUAGACGCGGCUAGUUAAAUAGUAAAAGCAGAAAUUUAAUUUGUUAUAAUAAUGUUCAUAAUGUUUGGGUGUAAUGUUUAUCUGUUUUUAAGCUAACAUAUAUAGCACGGAUGUAUUAUACUGAGCAUAAUUUCAGGAUCAUAUAUGAAUAAAUAUUAAUGG